AUGUUUGAAAGUCACUGUUUUCAUUUAACUUCUGUUUUAGAAAGAACAAGUAAAGAAAUUAAUUUCAUUCAUUAUGAUUGUGUUGAUCAAUAAAAUAUGAAAAUUAAAAAGAUUGUUUAAUUUAUAAGUAAAGAUAACCAACCCUAUUAUUUUGAAGUAUAUCUUGAUUCUUUAAAAUAUGAAAAUUAUUGGUAUUUUUUUGGAAUGUCAAUCAUGCCAUUUGAAAAAUAAUUUGUGUUUAGUAUAUUUUAAAAUGGUAAUUUACAAAAACAUUAAGAAAUUGAAAUAGAAUUACCCUUUAAAAAUCAUGAUUUAGAAAUUGUAAUUGGUGGUGGCCUAUAAGUAGAUGAAAAAUAAUAUUAAAAUUCAAGUGGUUAAAAACUUUCAUAUUUUCCUGGCAAAUUAGACUUAUACCAUCCAUUUAAAAUAAAUAAAUUACCAAUAAGUUUAUAAGAAUUUUUUCUAAGCAUUUCUACUAUGUAUAAUCCGAAAUGCAUUCCUAAAUCUAAUCAAAUUUAAAAUUUUCCUGAUUUUGAAAUAAAUAAAUUGAAUACCUAAGUUUUUGCUUCUGAAAAUAAAAAUUGUGAUUCAUUUUCUUUGGAAACAUGGAUUAAAAUCUAAGAUUUCCAUCUUGAGGAAUCUGUUUCCUUGUUUUAAUUAUUAAAAUUAUCAUCUAAUUUUGAGAAUAUAUAUGCCAAUAAUGAAAACUUAUCAGCAUUUUAAUUAUUUUAUGAAUUUUAAAAUUCUGAAAUAAAACUAAUAGUUAGUACUUAUAGCUAUUUAUUUCCCCUUGUUAACUUUAAUUUUGAAAAAGAAAAUUUUUUGAUAAAAAAAGAAUGGAUAAUAAAUGAUAAUUUAAAAUAAUGGCAUUUUUUAUCAGUUAUUUUAAGAGAUAAUUUAAUCACGAUAUAGUUAACAUUUUAUAAAGGAUUUGAUUAACAAUUUUAUGAAACAUAAAUUUAAGUUAAUUAAUUUCAUGAAGUUUAAUUUAAAUUAUAAUUAGGAAAUAUUUUUUAAUCAUUAAAUAAUUACUUGAUUGGUAUUUUAUAAAAUAUCAAAUUUACAAAUUUUGCUCCUUAAUUAAAUAGUAUAAAAAGUUGUCAUUAUAGUUGUAAAGAAUGUGAUGGUCCUACUUAUACAGAUUGUUUAUCUUGUUUAGAAGAAUCUUAAAGAAUAUAUCUUAAACAAUUUAAAGUAUGUGUUUGCCCAUAUGAUUUUGUUGAUGAUAUUGAAUGUAAAAAUUUUGAAUAUUUUUAAUUAUCAACUAAAAAACAACUUUAAUUUAAUAUAGAAUAAAAUUGUCCUUAAGGAUAUUUCAAUCAGGAUGAAGUUUGUUUAAGAUGGUAAUAAAUUAUAAUUUAUAUAGUCCCUCCCUUAUUUUCGAUAAUUCAAUAACAUGCACAGAAUGCAUUUAAAAUCCAAAAGAAUGGUAAUAUAAUCCUUAUUGUUAAACAAAUCUUUAUAUUGAUAAUUUAGGAAGUCCAGCUUAAUAUAUUAUUAAUGAUUUAAAGAUAUUUUAUAUAUUUGAUGGAAUUGAUCUUAAGCCAAGUUUAUAGUAGUUAAAUGACUAAUAAGAGAAAAUUGAAAAUACUUUUUUUGAUUAUGCAAAAACAACUUAAAAUUUUAAUUAUUUAUGCUCUUUUUCUACUAUAAUGGAUUGUUAUCCUUGUACCAUUGAGAAUUGUGAAGUUUGUGGCUUCUAAUUAACGAAAUUUAUUUGCAUAAAAUGCUCUUAUAUUGCUAAAUUAGUUGAUGGAUCUUGCAUAUUAAAAAUUAAAGGCUAAAUAAAAUUAAAUAAUUGUACUACUCCUUAUUACAUUUCUUCUGAAAAGAGUUGCAAAUUAUGCAAAAUAGAAUAUUGCUAAUAUUGUUUUGAAUAUCUCAUGAAUGAUUUAACAAAAUGUACACUUUAUUAUAAUUUUUAAUCGUUCCCAAUUGAUGAAUUUCUUAACAUAGGAUGUGCAUUAUGUGAUGUAGGAUUUAUAUUUGAUUUUCAGAAAGGAAAAUGCUUAUUUAAAGAUUCUAAAUUACCUUAUUGUUUAAGAUCAUUUAUAAAUUUAUCAGGUUAAGAAUUAUGUACUUUAUCAUCGAUUUAAGACUUUAAAGUUGCUCCAGAAAUAAUAAAUUGUUAAAAAUAUAUACCUAAAUGUAAAUAAUGUAUAUAAACUCCAUAAUCAAUAUUAAAAUGUAUUAUAUGUGAAGAUGGGUAUUCAAGUUCUUUAAUAACUGGUCAUUGUACAAUUUGUACUGUAAAAAAUGCUAAAUAUUGUAUAGAAGGAGAUUAUACGAAAUCAGAUGCAUGGAUAUAAUUAAUAUAAAGCUUUUUAAUGUUAUUUUUACCUAAUAAUUAUAUUUAUCCUAAAUCGCCUGAAACUUAAUAUAUAAUUUCUCUUCCAGUCUAAUGUAUCGAUAAAUAUGAAUUAAAUUAAUAAUAUUGUGACUUAUAUUGUGAUUAAAAUUGUGCUUCAUGUCAAAAAAUCUAAGAACCAAAAAAUGGAUUUAUUUGUAAAAAAUGCUUUUUAAAUUAUUAUAUGGAAUCUUAUAGAACUGUUGAAAAUGGGAAUUGUCUUGCUUGUCCUCCAUUAUGUUAGGUUUGUUAAUCAAGGACAAUUGAAGAAAUCUAAGUAUAAUAGUAAUAUCAUUUUAUAGAAUAUUAAUUCUUUAUUUGUUAUAACUGACUAAAAUAAAAUAUAUACUUUAAAAUGUAUUAAAAAAUAUCCUGAUUCAAAUAUUUUUUUGGAUCCUUAUUAUUAAACAGUUAAAUAUUGCAUUAAUGGUCAAUGUGAAUAUCUUUUUUCAUACUAAGUAAGACUUUAAUAAUUUUUUAGAUUGAAAACAAUUGUUAAUAAUUAUUAGAAAUAUUUUAUGAAGAAAUGCUCUUUUUUUUUAUGAAUAAAUUUAAUUCUCAAUAUUUAAAUCAUGUUGGAAUGCAAAAACUUUAAAUUAUUAUUCCAAUUUAUGAAUUAUGUAUACAAACUCCAAUAACAGAAUGGAAAACCUUAAUUAAUUAAUUAAAAUCAUAAAUUUUUACAUUAAUUUGGGCAUAGUUGAUUUUUGAAGGAAAUUACUCACUAUCAUCAUAUUAACCAAAAAUUAAGAUUGUUAACUUUGAUUCAAUUCAAAUUACUAAAUUAUAAUUUCUUAUAUAUGAGACAUUUGAAUUUAAAACUUUUAAUAAUGAUAAACCUAUUAAUUUUACAUUUUCUGAUUCAAUUUUUUUAUCAGAAAAUACUAAUAUACUUAAAUUUUAGAUAGAAGUUGAUUAAUGUCAUUAUCUUGAUAUUAAAAAUAUCACAUUUAAAAAUAUAAUAAUUUAAAAUUCUAUUUUAUUUUUGAUAAAUUUUUAAGUUUAAUCAAAUUCAUUUUCUAUAUUUAAUUUAACUAUGAAAAACUGCAAUUUAACUGAUACUACUAUAUUUUAAAUAAAAAAUGCUUUAUUUGAUGUCCAAAUAAAAAAUAUUUUGAUAGAAAAUUGUUACUUUUAGAACUCAACUAUCUUACAAUUUAUAAAAGAUAUUAAUUCUUCAUCAUUAAUAAAUAUCAAUAAUAUAAAUGAUCUUAUAAUUAUGAAAUCACAUUUUCAUAAUUCAUUGUUAAUUAUUGGGUUAUAAUCUCACUCGUUUAAUCUAAAAUAAAUUUCUUUAAUUAAAAAUGAAUUUUACUCUUCAAAAUUUAUGAUAUUUCAAAAUAAUCUUAAUAUCAUUUAAACAAUUUUAAAAGAUUGUUCCCUUUAUUAGUCAGAUUUUCUCAUUAAGUUGUCAAAUACAAAUUCAAAUACAUUAUUAAUUGAUAAAAUAGAUAUUUAAGAUAAUAUAAUCAUGAAUUCUUCUUUUAUUUUAACCGAAUAACAAUCAAUAAUUCAUCAAGUAGUUAUUAAAAUAAAAAAUCUUUAUAUAUAAUCUAAUAAAGUACCAAAAUAAUCAAACUCAACUAAAUACCUUUUUUAUUUUAAUUGUUAGAAUUUAUACCUAUAAAAUUUUGAGAUUAUGAAUUCUAACUAUUUUAAAUAUUUUUAUUUAUUAAGUGUCUCUUCUAUAAAUGUAGAAGAUUUAAUUUAUGUGAAUUUAUUGUAAAAUUUGAGAAUACCAAUAUCUAUUGAAUGUUUAGAAAUAGAUAUAGAAAGUUCAUAGCUAUUUUAUAUUUCAGGUUUUUUAACAGUGUCAUUUAAUAGAAUAUAAAUUAUAAAUCAGUAUAGCAUUGAUUAAUCAUUUAUUUAAAUUUAAUCGAAUUAAUCUGUAUUAAUAUCAGAAUAAGAAUAAAUUUAUAUAAAAGAUCUAAGCCUUUAAGGGAAUAUUUUAAUUAAAAAAAAUUUAGGUCUCAUUUACUCAUUAUUAACUAUCUAUUCUGAAAGAAAAUAAAAAAUUACUUUAGAAAACAUUUAUUUUAAAGAAAAUAGUUUUAAUUAAAUUAUUGAUGAUCCAUCCUAAGUUGUAUCUAGUUUGUUGUAUAUAAAUUCGUAGUCUAGUUUAGUUUUUAUUACUAAUUUAACAUCAUAAAGAAAUUCAUUAACUAAUUCAACUUCUCCUUUUAUCUAUAUUAAGGCUAAUACCAUUGCCAUAACUACUAUGUUAAUAAGCAAUCAUAAUUAUUUAAAUUAAUCAUUUUGGAAUUAAUAUUUUUAAGUAGAUUUGAAUGAAAAUUUUAAUUAGGAAUAAAUUAAUCAAAUUGCUAUCAAGAUAUUUUCAAUUAAAAAUAAAGGAGGUGUUUUAUCUAUUACUACUGAAAAUUUUUAAUUAGAUAAUAGCUUCUUUAAAGAAAUAUUAGCUUAAAGUAGUUCAAUAAUUGAUAUAGUAACUUAAGGUUAAGGCAUAGUUAAAAUUAAAAAUUGUUAAAUGCAUUCUAUAUAAAAUAUUUACUCUUUAAUUGAAGAUAAUGAAGGAGCUAUCUCUAUUUAUUCAAAAAAUAGUCUUUUAUUAUUGGAAUUGUAAGAUAUAAUUUUUAAUGAAAUGAAAAAUAAAUUGGCAUCUUCAUUAUUAUCAGUAAUUCCAUCAUAUAAGACAAAUAAAAUUAAAUUUUAAAAUAUUAUUAUCAAAAAUUGCAUCUCUCUCAUAAAUCAAUUUAUGAACAUCAAAUUUUAACUUUUGAAUGUAAAUUCGAAUUUUGUGCAAAUGGAGAAUAUACAAUUAUUUUAAAGUGAAGAUUAAUUUUUGUAAUAUUUUUAAAAUAUUGGUUCUAUCACAACCUAUGAAAUUAAAAAAAUUACUAAUGAUAAUGCUAUAAUUAAUUUAUAAGGAUGUAAUUUAUCAAUUAAAAAUUUAACAUUUAGUGGAAUUUUAUUAUCAUCUAUUUUAAAACUUGUAGAUUUACAAAAUAUAUAUCUAAAAGAUAUUAGGAUUUAUUAAGCUUAAUUAUUUUAUCCAAUCAAUUUAUUACAUUUCGGUUAAGCAUCAUCAAUCUCUUAUAGAGCAAUUUUAUAAAAUAUAUUAAUAAAAAAUUUGACUACAUAUAAUUUUUCAAAAUUAAACAUGAAUAUUAUCCCACAAUCUAACUAUGAAAUAAGUAAAAAAUAAUGUAUUAUAAAUUUUUAAUAAAUGAAUUUAAAUUUAGAAAUGCCAAAAUAAGUUUCUUGGAUUUUUGAACAAAUUUUAAUAUUAUCAAAUUAAUAGGGAAGUUUAUUAUAUUUUUAAAAUGACCGAUCUUAAAUCAAUAUAAAAAUGUUUUAAAUAAUUAUAUAAAAUAAUGAUUGCUAAGAAUGUUGGAAUGGGAUGAUAUUUUUUGAUUUAGCAUCAUACUUGUCAAUUUAAAUUACAGAAUUAACUUGUAUAAUGAAUAAAAUUAAAAACUAUGGAUGUUUAAUUGGUAGAUCAAAAUAUUAAGAAGAAUCUAAAUUAUUAAUAAAGAAUUCUUUAUUUUACAUGAAUUUUGGAAAUAUCGGAACAGCAAUAACUAUUGAAAAUAUUAAAUUAGUACUUUAAAAUUCUAAAUUGUUAAAUAAUCAUGCUACAUCUUUAGGAGGAGCACUUUAUCUUAAAUUGUAAAAUAAUGAGUUUAAAAUAAGUAAAACUCUAAUAUUGAAUAAUAAAGCUUAAAAAGGAGGAGGAAUUUAUUUAGAAGGAAAAAGCAAUUUAAAUCAAAAAAAUUUAAUUAAAUCUUAAUUGUAAUUAAAUUCAGCAUCUUUAUUGCCUAAUAAUCUUUAAGAAAUGCCAACUCAUUUAGCAUUAUCAAUUAAUAACUUUGAAAUGCAUUCAAAUUAAAUAAAAUAUACUCAAUUCACAUGUAAUAGUUUAUUUUUAAACCCUUAUCGAACUGUUUAAUAAGGAAAGAUAUUAUUAACAAAAGUUUUAAAAAUACCAAGUAAUUAAGAGAUAAUCAAAUAUAAGAUAUAUAAUAUUAAAUUGCUGAGAUUUUAAUAAUAUUUAUAAGAAUUUUCUAUUUCCUUUAGAAAUAGUUUAAAUGAAUUAUUAUCUAAUUUUUCUAAUUCAUCUUGUCAAAUUUAUAAGUAAAUUUUAUAAAACAAUGAUAAUAAUCUUGAAAUUAUAGAUUCAGUGAAAAUUGCAAAUGCUGAAUAUAAUUCUAAAUAAAAUAACUUUGAUUUGGGUUUCUUAUCUAUUACAAUAGAUCCAUAUCAACAAAAUAAUGCAAUAUAAUAAAUACAAAUUUAAUGCAAUUUUGGUGAUUAAGUAAAUAAUGAUUUAAUUUAUGAAAUUGAAAUUAAAGGUUUCAUGUGUUAAUUAGGAGAAUUUUACAUUUAAUCAGGUUGUUAAGUUUGUUAACCAAGUUAAGGAUAUUACUCAGUAACAUACAACUAAACUAAAUGUUCAAUUUUUGAUUAAAAUAAAUUUUAAUCAAUAACUUCAAAUUAGAUUUAACUUAAAAAAGGUUAUUGGAGACCUGAUUAUUUAUCUGACUAUACAGAAUUUUGUUUUAAAAAUUCAGAAUUAUGUGAAGGAGGAUGGUAAGUAGGAGAUGCUUUAUGUAUUGCAGGUCAUAUAGGAGGAUUAUGUGAAGAAUGUGAUAUAUAUAAUAUUAGAGGAUAUGGGUAUUUUUAAAAAUUUUAAUAAAAUGCUGAUUGUCGAGAUUGCUUAUAUUCUAUAGACAUUAUUAUUCCUUUUAUUUUCACUUCCAUUUGGUAAUUUAUAAUAUUAAAUAUUAUUAGGGCUAUCAUUUCCACUUUAUUAACUUUAAAGAGUAUUGAUAAAUCAAAUAAAUUAUUUUCUAGUUUAAAAAUAAGAUAAAAAUAUGCAAAAAUUAUCUUUAAACUUGAUUAAGGUAAUGUAUUAAUUUAAUCAAUAGAUCAUGGAAGUAUAUUGUUAAAACUAUUUCUAAAUUAUGUCUGGAUUUUUUCAGUUAUAUUUACAUUUAAUAUUAAUUUUUCCUUUUAAUUUACAUUUAUUGAUUAAGCAAGCAACACUUCAUUUUUUAUGGCUAAUAAUUUAGAUUGUUAUUUAUCAGAGAUAGAAAAUAUCUAUCUCAUAUAUAAUAGAAUCAUUACAAUGUUUAUUUUAAUGAUUUUAUAACUAUUAUUAAUAUCUUUUGGAUAUAAGAUAUUUACAAUAUGUAAAAAGUAGAAAUUUAAUUAUAGCACUAUUUCAACUACAAUAUUACAUUUAUAUAUUUCAAAUUAUGCUUCAUUAAUAAAACAGUAUAAAUAAAUUAUUAAUCUUUAGACUCUUAUCUUUAUUGGCAAAGAGGAUUAUCUCCAAUAUUGAAUAUAUAUAAGGAGAUGUAUCAUUAAAAUAUAACUAACCUAAUCAUCAAAAAUGGAUUAUAAUGUUUGUUUUACCAGGAUUAGGUUUGAUUGGAUGCAUUAUACCUUUUUCAAUUUUCUUUCUUUUAUACAUUAAAAGAGAAAAACUUGAUUAAAUUAAAUUCAGAAAACAUAUCUGCUAUUUAUUUAAUGAAUAUAAUUAUGAAAAUUACUCAUGGGAAUGUGUCAAAUUAUGUAAAAAAACAAUUAUUAUAAUUAUUAUGACAUAUUAUGAAACAAAUAUUUUAUUAAAAGCUUCAUUACUUGGAUUAUGUUUACUGAUUUAUUAGUUAUGUGCAGUCAAACAAAAACCAUAUAUAAUUAAAAAUUUAAAUGAAUUAGAUGUAUCUACUGGAUAAAUAUGUUCUAUUGCUAUUUUUUUAGCAGCAUUUAAGUAUGUAAGUGAAUAUUGUUAUUUACCUGCUGUAAUAAGAAAAUAUUAUUACCUCAAUUAUUCUAUAAAUGUUUUUAGUUUUCCUAUGUUUGAAACUUAGUUAUCCUUUUAUUGUUGA
Messenger RNA from Paramecium sonneborni, 8199 nucleotides. NCBI's taxonomy places the organism in Eukaryota, Ciliophora, Oligohymenophorea, Peniculida, Parameciidae. The record is from the annotation of a GenBank genome assembly.